CUUCCAUCUGUUGUGCCAAGUGAGGACACAGCAUUUGUCCCCUGGUGACAUCUUGGAAGCAGACAGCAGCCCUCACCAGACACAGAACUGCCAGUGCCUUGUUCAUGGACUUCCCAGACUUGUUUAAAGUUUACUUAUCAUUGGAGUUGCUGUGGAGUUCCUGUCACAAGUGUGGUCACACUGGGAUGGAUUCCUCCUCUUUCUCAGUGACCAGUUUAGACACAGUGGACCCAAAGUUGCAGCAUUUCAUUGAGGUGGAAACUCAGAAGCAGCGCUUCCAGCAGCUGGUACACCAGAUGACUGGACUUUGUUGGGAGAAAUGCAUGGACAAGCCUGGGCCAAAGUUGGACAGUCGAUCUGAGGCCUGUUUUGUGAACUGCGUUGAACGCUUCAUUGAUACGAGCCAAUUCAUCUUGAAUCGACUGGAACAGACCCAGAAAUCCAAGCCAGUCUUCUCAGAAAGCUUUUCUGACUGAUCUCAGCAUUACCUUUUUGGAAAAGGAAGGUAGUUCAAGAAAGGAAGAGCUGUUGAUGGGAUGGUUGAAGAAUUGACUAUGGGGAAUUGGCUCCCUUGCCUUGUGUCACUCAUGGAACAUUUGUCAUCUGAGAAUAAUUGUUUUGUGUGGGGUUUGGGGGUUAUACAUGUAAUUGGUUGUGUUUUUUAAUGUUAAUCUUGUAAAAAUAAUUGACAGAAAACUAUUAGAUGCAUAUUAUUGAAUGUAAGACUGCUUUAUCUCAAGUUUCCCUUAACUGCUAUAAUUUUGAGAGUGGAACUGCUUUCUGUCACUUGAUGUUGGGAUUACAUAGGUAAAAUCUCUAUGUGAAUUUCUUUCACAUUUCUAGGGAGAUCUUUGUGACUGAAAAGACGAACAGUGGCAGAGUAUAAUUUGGCACUUAACUGGGGGCCUCCUUAUCUAGAAUUUAACUACAUGUGCUGGAAAAAAAUCUUUGGAGUGUUCAUACAGUACACUUCAGCUUUCUAGGUUGUGUCCCUCCCUAUGCUAUGAUUUACUUAAAUAGCUAUAUGAAAGUAUGAUCUUAAGGUAGAACAGACAGCCUAAGGAUCUAGAGGCCUUGAAUUAUACAGGAAUCUGGCUGGUAAACAUGAUGCUCAUUACUAGGCAGCCACAGGAAGAAGUAAACUUAUACUGUAUACCAGGAUAAAAACAAAUUCAAAGAUGUGCCUAAAAAAAGUA
Sciurus carolinensis (gray squirrel) is the source of this 1196-nucleotide messenger RNA. Its product is annotated as mitochondrial import inner membrane translocase subunit Tim8 A-like. The transcript is spliced from 2 exons. The coding region runs from base 105 to 476 and encodes 123 amino acids. The record is from RefSeq and is a predicted model, not a curated record. Lineage: Eukaryota; Metazoa; Chordata; Mammalia; Rodentia; Sciuridae.